AUGUCCACCCCAACGAACCCGGAACCUAACACAGCAGCCGAGGGUGCGUCACCUCGGCCUGGAAUACCGUUUGACUUCGACCCAUCAAAGCCGCCCUCGUUCGUCGAUGUCGUAAAGGGGAUAGAGGCAGAGGAGUUCAAGCUUGCAAAUGUGACAAAGUCACCCUGCGCCGUCAAAGGCCUUCUCUACGGAAUUGGAGCAGGUGACGACCAAUCACCAGGGCGAGCGCUAUCGGCUGGGAAUUGGGGUUUCAUGACGUUCGGUGUGGUGUCCACAAUAUCAUGGGAGUUUUGUCGAUAUCAAAGGCGUGUUGUGCAACAGCAGUUGGAUGCCAUGGGUGCGGAGACUCGUCGACGAUUGGAGGAAGAACGACAGAAGAGGUUGUCGGGGUGA
This is a messenger RNA of Fimicolochytrium jonesii, 393 nucleotides long. RefSeq lists its product as uncharacterized. The record is from RefSeq and is a predicted model, not a curated record. The transcript is spliced from 4 exons. NCBI's taxonomy places the organism in Eukaryota, Fungi, Chytridiomycota, Chytridiomycetes, Spizellomycetales, Powellomycetaceae. Bases 1 to 393 code for a protein of 130 amino acids. Gene Ontology annotation, biological process: mitochondrial respiratory chain complex IV assembly. Gene Ontology annotation, cellular component: mitochondrial inner membrane; mitochondrion.